UGUUAAAAACAGUGAAUGUGUUGGCUACCAAAUUGUUAACUUUAUGCGAGCAAUUGUUGAAUUUUUCGCUGAUAAAUUGAUUUAAUCCGUUUACACUACUGGAACGCUUGAUAAUCGACCGAUAAUUCAUAUUUUAUGGCCCAUAAAUUAUUUAAAUCGUGGUUUUGAAAUUGACACUUUACAAAAAAGCUUGUUUCACAAAGUUUUAUCAAUUUAUGCUUACUAAUUAACGCUCAAAAUAAUUACAAUCGCUUCGGGUAUAAAGUCGAGCACGCGUUUUUUAUUUCGAGCAUGAAUUCAGCAAAAUCAAAAAAACCGCGACUUCAUGGUGGAUCGCGAAUUUCCGAAGCGCGUUUGACAGGGUCAAAUCCGUUCCUGGACCUUAUCAAGAAUAUCGAGGUCAAUGGCAAACCUCGUCGUUACUUUGACAUCUCAAGUUUUGGUGAAGAAUACGAGCAAUUGCCAUUUUCCAUCAGAGUUCUUCUGGAAAGUGCUGUGAGGAACUGUGAUGAUUUUCAAGUCAAGCAAACAGACGUCACAAAAAUUUUAGAAUGGCAAAAAAAUCAGGCCGUCGAAGGUGGAGUCGAAGUUGCCUUCAAGCCUGCCAGAGUUAUUCUUCAGGAUUUUACUGGGGUACCAGCGGUAGUGGAUUUUGCAGCAAUGCGAGAUGCUGUGAAGAGUCUUGGAGGCGAUCCACACAAAAUCAAUCCUGUAUGUCCGUCUGAUCUAGUCAUUGAUCAUUCUGUUCAAGUAGAUUACAUUAGAAGCGGAGAUGCACUGAAGAAGAACGAAGAACUCGAAUUUGAACGUAACAAGGAAAGAUUUAUGUUUCUCAAAUGGGGGGCAAAAGCUUUUGAGAAUAUGUUGAUUGUACCUCCCGGAAGUGGAAUCGUUCAUCAAGUAAAUCUCGAGUAUCUGGCAAGAGUAGUGUUCGACAGCAACGAGUUUCUUUAUCCAGACAGCGUUGUUGGUACGGAUUCGCAUACGACAAUGAUAAACGGUUUAGGAAUUCUUGGUUGGGGUGUUGGUGGUAUCGAGGCUGAGGCUGUUAUGCUGGGUCAAGCGAUAUCGAUGCUUCUGCCGAAAGUCGUCGGCUACAAACUAGUGGGAAAAAUGAAUCAAUACGUCACAUCGACCGAUCUCGUACUCACUGUCACAAAGAAUCUUAGACAAUUGGGCGUUGUGGGAAAAUUCGUCGAAUUUUAUGGACCUGGUGUGGCCGAACUAAGCAUCGCUGAUCGUGCCACGAUUUCAAAUAUGUGCCCCGAAUAUGGCGCUACCGUUGGCUUCUUUCCCGUUGAUCAACAGAGUUUGGUGUACCUGAGGCAAACGAAUCGUUCGGAAGAGCAAAUCGAGCGGAUCGAGAAAUAUUUGGAAGCAGUAAAAAUGCUUCGGGAUUACAAUAACCCGGCGCAGGAUCCAAUAUUUUCGGAAACGGUGACGCUGGAUUUAUCGACGGUAGUUUCGAGCGUGAGCGGACCGAAGCGGCCGCACGAUCGAGUAUCCGUAACGGACAUGAAGACGGAUUUCAACAAUUGUUUAACGAACAAAGUAGGAUUCAAGGGCUUUGGGUUGUCGUCCGAAAAGCUGAAAGCCGAAGGCACUUUUCUCUACGAAGGAAAGGACUAUAAACUGAGGCAUGGCUCCGUCGUGAUCGCGGCAAUAACCAGCUGCACGAAUACGAGCAACCCAAGCGUCAUGCUCGGUGCAGGAUUGCUCGCUAAAAAAGCUGUCGAAGCGGGUCUCACGGUUGCGCCUUAUAUAAAAACUUCUCUUUCCCCCGGCUCUGGAGUUGUUACAUAUUAUCUCAAAGAAAGUGGAGUUAUUCCGUUUUUGACGCAACUUGGUUUCGACGUCGUUGGUUACGGUUGUAUGACUUGCAUCGGUAACAGCGGUCCUCUUCAAGACUCCAUGGUCGAAGCUAUCGAAAAGAAUGAACUCGUCUGCUGCGGUGUUCUCUCCGGAAAUCGUAACUUCGAGGGCCGAAUCCAUCCCAACACUCGUGCCAAUUAUUUGGCCUCGCCACUGUUGGUCAUCGCUUAUGCUAUCGCCGGAACUGUCGACAUCGAUUUCGAAAAAGAACCACUCGGCCACAAACUCGAUGGGCGAGCGGUAUUUCUGCGUGACCUCUGGCCAACGCGAGCGGAGAUUCAGGCUAUCGAACAAAAACAUGUUAUCCCGGCCAUGUUUCGACAAGUUUAUAGCAAAAUCGAAAAAGGCAGCAGCAGCUGGUCGAGCCUGAACGCUCCGGAUGGCAAACUUUACCCAUGGGAUCAGUCUUCCACUUACAUCAAAAAUCCACCCUAUUUCGAAGGCCUUCAAAAAGAAUUACCGGAAAUCAAACCAAUUGUAGGAGCUCAUGCGUUGCUAAACCUCGGAGACUCCGUUACAACGGACCAUAUAAGCCCAGCGGGAAGCAUAGCUCGUAAUUCCCCCGCAGCGCGAUACCUCUCGAAGCGAGGACUUACACCGAAAGAAUUCAAUUCUUAUGGGUCUCGACGUGGCAAUGACGCAGUUAUGGCGCGAGGCACUUUCGCUAAUAUUCGACUCGUUAACAAAUUCAUCGGGAAACCGGGCCCUCGAACGAUACACAUUCCAAGUAAAGAAGAGAUGGACGUUUUCGACGCUGCUGAAAAGUACAAGGCAGAAGGUACACAAUUAAUAGCUUUAGUAGGAAAAGAUUAUGGCGCAGGCUCUUCGAGGGAUUGGGCAGCAAAGGGUCCUUUUAUUCUGGGAAUACGAGCUGUUAUUGCCGAGUCGUACGAAAGAAUUCACAGGUCGAAUUUGGUUGGUAUGGGGAUUGUUCCGCUUCAAUAUAUGCCUAACGAAAAUGCAGAGAGCCUUGGACUGACCGGUUUCGAAAAGUUCAACAUAAAUAUACCGGAGGAUUGUCAGCCGCUUCAAAAAAUUGGAGUGACAACGGACGAUGGCAAAAAAUUCGAAGUUAUUGUUCGUUUCGAUACCGAAGUCGAUUUGACUUACUUCAAACACGGCGGUAUCCUGAACUACAUGAUAAGAACGAUGAUCUGAGUUUUAUGCGGUCAAAGGCGAAAGAAAACUUAUGUAAAGACUGCCUUGCAGUUGUGUAAGAGCAUUUAAGGAAUUUCUAUCGACGACACACAGACGUGCGAAAAUCGAGAGAAACAAACAAAAAUUGAUUUUUACGAGAGAGACGAAAAAUCAUGAUCAAAAUAUUAAAGCUUUAUUAGAGGUGGAAAUGUUAUUUUUGUUUUUAUGGCAUAAAAUGGGUUCUUUCAUGAUGGUUUUAUCAUCUUGUACUUUAAAUGUACAAAGAAACGAAAAUGCGCGUCAGCCAUACGCAUUUUCAAAGAAAAAUAUAUAUACAUAAAUAUCUCUAUAUCUUUA
Venturia canescens is the source of this 3366-nucleotide messenger RNA. Its product is annotated as cytoplasmic aconitate hydratase-like. NCBI's taxonomy places the organism in Eukaryota, Metazoa, Arthropoda, Insecta, Hymenoptera, Ichneumonidae. The record is from RefSeq and is a predicted model, not a curated record. Gene Ontology annotation, biological process: citrate metabolic process; tricarboxylic acid cycle. Bases 292 to 3030 code for a protein of 912 amino acids. Gene Ontology annotation, molecular function: aconitate hydratase activity; 4 iron, 4 sulfur cluster binding; iron-responsive element binding. The transcript is spliced from 15 exons. Gene Ontology annotation, cellular component: mitochondrion; cytosol.